Closterium sp. Naga37s-1 is the source of this 666-nucleotide messenger RNA. The record is from the annotation of a GenBank genome assembly. Lineage: Eukaryota; Viridiplantae; Streptophyta; Zygnematophyceae; Desmidiales; Closteriaceae.
AUGGGUUUCCAAGCAUUGCAGCGUCUGCUGCACCAAGUGCUGCACGGGGCACCUGUCCACUCGCUCCUCUUCCAUCUGCAUCUCUCCAGGCGGCUGUGGGAGUCCACUGCCCUUUCCCCCUCCCUCCCCAACAUCCACAUUGCUGCUCCACUCUCUUUCUUCCUCGCCAGUUCCCUAUUCUUUCAUCGCCAUCACUAUUUCCCCGCUUACUCCCCCCCUCUCCCUCCUCCCUACAACCAGCUUCUACUACAUCGCUGCCCCGCUCUCCUUCUUCCUUGCUGCCCGUCCUGCCCUGCCCCUUUUGAGACCUACUACAUUGCUGCUCCGCUCUCCGUCUUCCUUGCUGCUCGUCCAGUCACGCCCUCCGACCCGUUCCAGUCAUCACCAUCAUUAUCACCGUCCCUUACUCCUGAGACGUCUCAAAAGUCCUCCGACCCCUACUACAUAGCUGCGCCGCUCUCCGUCUUCCUUGCUGGCCGUCCAGUCUCACCUUCUGAACCGUUCUCCACCACUGGUGCUGAUGUCAUAAGCAUAGCAUGCCUUAUUGUUGGAGCAGCAGUGUUCGCAUGGGGCAACCUGCACCAGCACCGCUGCCAUGCGAUUCUGCAGUGUUCGCGUGGGGCAACCUGCACCAGCACCGCUGCCAUGCGAUUCUGGCCAGUUUGA